AUGAGAGAAUCUGUUCACCACCCUUUAUGGAGCUGACAAGUGCCUGUGGAGAAGAUACCUUGCAGCUUAUAGAGAAGAAUGGACUGGCAUUCCCAUUCAUUUGUAAAACCAGAGUGGCCCACGGAACAAACUCUCAUGAGAUGGCGAUCAUCUUCAACCAAGAGGGACUGAAAGCUGUUCGCCCCCCUUGCGUCAUUCAGAGCUUCAUCAAUCACAAUGCCGUGCUGUAUAAAGUCUUCGUGGUUGGGGAAUCCUACACGGUGGUGAAAAGACCAUCUUUAAAGAAUUUCUCCGCAGGAAUCUCGGAUAGAGAAUCAAUAUUCUUCAACAGCCACAAUGUUUCAAAACCAGAGUCCUCAUCUGUCUUAACAGCACUGGAUAAAAUCGAAGGAGUAUUUGAGCGGCCAAAUGACGACGUCAUCCGGGAAAUCUCUAAGGCACUGCGGCAAGCUCUGGGAGUUUCCCUGUUUGGAAUUGAUAUCAUCAUAAACAAUCAGACUGGGCAGCAUGCAGUCAUUGAUAUAAAUGCAUUCCCAGGUUAUGAGGGUGUUUCCGAGUUUUUCACAGAUCUCCUGAACCACAUAGCUGCUGUCUUGCAGGGUCAGGCACCUGAGGUGACCCAGCUAAACCACAGCAAGCUCCUGGCAGAGCAGAGCAGCGGGCUCAUGGACGAGCGGAUAUGCUGCGCUAGCACAGGCUGUCUCAGCGUCAUGGGAAAAGACUCCUCCUGGAUUGUGGAAAGCGAGACCAACAGCUCAGUAAAACUGCAACACCAGAGACUAGGCUGCAACUCAGCAGUGUCCCCCAACUUCCAGCAGCACUGCGUCGCUACGUUGGCAACAAAAGCUUCUUCUCAAUAACUUGCCAAUGCCAUGGACUGAGAAAAAGCCACAGGGAUAGAAAUUGUGGUCCCAGAACCAGAUCAGGCUAUAACAAUACAAUAAUGAAAAAUUAAAAAUAACAACA
Molecule: messenger RNA, 966 nt
Organism: Pterocles gutturalis (yellow-throated sandgrouse)
Lineage: Eukaryota; Metazoa; Chordata; Aves; Pterocliformes; Pteroclidae
Gene: ITPK1
Product: inositol-tetrakisphosphate 1-kinase
Exons: 6
Biological process (GO): inositol trisphosphate metabolic process
Cellular component (GO): cytoplasm
Molecular function (GO): ATP binding; inositol-3,4,5,6-tetrakisphosphate 1-kinase activity; magnesium ion binding
Source: RefSeq, a predicted model, not a curated record